CUGGUCGCCAUUUUGGAGGGGAUACACAUAUCACUAGUGAUAUGUGUGCGGGGAUACACAUAUCACGGGGAUACACAUAUCACUGUGACAGCGACCAUAUGUCAAUCGUGGAAUCUGUGUGCCCGCAGUCAUACCAGCGGCUAUCCCCAUCAUCGAAUGUUCACUGGGUGUCACACACACAACAAAACAACACAGGCAAGUGUCUCGGCUGUUAAAUUUUUUUGUUGUUUUUGUCCGCCACCCCUAUUGUACUUCUCUGCCUUCAAAAACAAGCCAACGAUUCAUCUAGGCCUUGAAGUUCCCAGCCUCUCUAAAGACCUCCUCGACGAGAGAACAUUUCUUGGAGUUCUGCGAAUGUGCAGUUAUCAUGGCUGAAGUUGAUGAUCCCAUCUGUGAUAUGGAAUAUCAAAGUUCUUCUUUUAAAUCAGAUGACAUACCAGUGGUUGUCUCUGAAGAUGAGUUUUAUAAGGUUGAUAUGAAGCCAAUUGAGACAGCAGGAGUCAAGAAAAAGUAUUCAAAGGGACCCAAAAGACCCCAGCAGAAGAAAGAGUUGUACACAAAACUUGAUGAAAUCCUGUUUGCAGCACUUCGCCAAGAGUUUGAAGUCUCCCCAGGGUGCACCAUUGAUCGACUCGACAUGGUCAAAUUCCUGACCAGUGUGGUACAUCAACAUUUAAGUGACUGUCCAGAUCUUGACAAGCUUUUGAACCUUCGUGACACUGUUCUAACAGGACGUGUCAAGAAGGUCUUUCCAGAGGUGGAAUAUAAGAGAAAGCAGAUCAAGCAGGACCACUAUAGAAAAGCUUGGCUUUAUGUCAACAUUAGAAGAAAACCUUCCAGAAUCACUCAUCAUGGAGAAGUAAAAAUAGUAACCGUGAGCAGCACAAGGACUUGGACUCCACCCGUCGCACCAGGAAGUGCACCAGUGAGCCAUGCAUCGUCGUCACCAUCAUCACCAGCUAGUGACGAUCAGCUGCCUAGUCCACAUGCUUACACCACUACCACAUUUGAACACUGUAGCACCAAAGCAGACAGUGCAGGAGCAAUUCAGUACCAUGAGUCUGAGCAGAAUAGCAGUGGCUCUGAUGCGGUACCGUCCUUUAGUUCUCAGUUUAGCAUCGGGUGCGUAGCAAGUGAGCGAACUGGUGUGGUGUUUGAUAACUCGACUUUACAAAAGUGGGUCGUCACCAACUAUGUUCAAGACAACGUGUCGUACGUUCCUGUGCAAGAUGUGGUUAAAGCAUUUAAGAGAGACUUUGGCGUAGACAUCUCUUAUAAAGAAUGUCAUCAAAUGAUUCUGUCCGCUUACACCACUCCUAAAAAUCGUUUGAUUCCUAAGAAGAACGUACGGGUCUCGUCCAUUGGUCAACAGUAUGUUUAUAGAGGGAUCGCUGCGAUAGACAAACCUGCGUGUACCUCAGUGGAAGCUCAGGGUGUCGACGAAUCUGAGUGUGCACAAUCCAACUACCAAUCAGAAGACUGCCAAGGAGAAUCAGAGGAGAACUGGAAACAAAGGGUCAGAGAAAUAACCACUGAACGUGACCAAGCGCUGAACGAAAGAAACCAGGCCCUGGCGGCCUUAAUGGAACUAGAAAAAGAACACGCCGAGGCACUGGGGACGAUAGAGAGAUUGAAAAAGGAAAGUUCGUGUAGCAGAUACGUUGAAAACUCGCCUAAAACAUUUAAAGAAGUUAAUAAUAUUAAUAGCAUGGUCCGAGAGACGACCGCGAACCAUCGCGAAGGAUCCUCGUUUGGUAGCUUGCUGCGAUUUGGCGACGCAAAGCGCGAUUUACUUUCCCAGAUUGAUAAAAACCCGGAUCGUCUUCAAGACCCGUGCGAUUUUUCGUUCUUGAAGGAGGUUGUCACGCAAGCGAAGGACGAGCGUGACAAUUUACUCAGAAGGUUGGAUGUUGUUAAAACUGAAAGGAAUUCGUAUUUGGAGCGGCUGCAUUCCUUUGAAAAAGAAAACCAGCGACUCAGGGAUGCUGUUAGCGUCAGAGACUCAGAUCAGUCACGCAAUCGAUUGUUAGAUGACAUUUCAAUGCAUUUUCAGGCCAACUGUCACAGUGAGCAUGAUACAAAGGAAGCGCUGAGUUCUGUGCUGGCUCACUUGAAGUCCAAAAGGAAACAAGUCGCCCCAUCUCGUUUAAACAAAUCACCCAAAUUUGACCAUGCCAAUGCUAAUGAACAGAACAGCUUCGAAGAUCAAAAACCUCUCCCGGGCGACUGCCAAUCGCCUGCAGGAGCAGUGGACAGCGGAAUUCCGUCCCCUGAGAACUCGGGCGUUUCGAAUGGUGAUCUUGUCAGCGAGAAGGAGAGUUUACUUAAUGGCGAUAUUGACAAGCUAAGUAGACACACAAGCAGCGAGGAACCGGGAAGUAAACAAGAUUUACUUGUUUUUACAUCCGGGAGCGGGAUGAUUGGCUUUACGCGACAUCCGCUUGAAGACUAAUUGUAAUCCUGCGACCUCCUUCCCAGGUUUCUUGGCAGAAAGAUGAAGGACUCCGGGAAGGUCUUUUCUCCUUGACUUGCACUAAUGCCUUUACAUUAGUAGGGAACUUAUAUUUCCAGGGGCCCGUUUCUCGAAGGUCCCGAAAAGUUUUUGUACCCGAAAAGCCGUCGAAAAAUCUCAAAC
Molecule: messenger RNA, 2635 nt
Organism: Orbicella faveolata
Lineage: Eukaryota; Metazoa; Cnidaria; Anthozoa; Scleractinia; Merulinidae
Source: RefSeq, a predicted model, not a curated record